UUGUCGAGCUGGGCGGAAGAGGCUCCUGGAGGCGUUAACGCGCUGGAGAGGAGGAAGAAGUCUGAACAACCGAGAGGAGCGACGUCAGGUGCGGAAGCCUGCCCGGCACGACCCACUUUCUCUCCGCGUCGGAGACCUGCUGUCGUGGACAAUGGAGGCUAGUUUGGGUAUCUCUGUGUUAACUGCUGGGGUGGUGGUUGUAGUAUCUCUCCUACUGUUGCUCUUUAAAGCAAUGGGAUCUCAGCUGAAGAAAGAUCCAGUAACUUUACAAGAUCCAAACAUAAAGUAUCCAUUGUGCUUGAUAGAAAGAGAGGAGGUCAGUCAUGAUACCAGGAGAUUUCGGUUUGGGCUUCCAUCAUCAGAACAUAUAUUGGGCUUGCCUGUAGGUCAACAUGUAUAUCUCUCUGCCAAAGUUGGUGGUAAUCUUGUGAUCCGGGCCUACACUCCAGUUUCUAGUGAUGAAGUGAAAGGCUAUGUUGAUUUAAUUAUAAAGGUAUACUACAAAAAUGUUCACCCCAAGUUUCCAGAAGGUGGAAAGAUGUCCCAGCAUUUAGACAACAUGAAGAUUGGCGAUACCAUUGACUUCAGAGGACCAAAUGGACUUCUGGUAUACAAUGGGUCAGGUAAAUUUUCUAUUAAGCCGGACAAGAAGUCUGAAGCAAGCGUUAAGUUUGCAAAACAUCUUGGAAUGAUAGCUGGGGGAACAGGAAUCACUCCAAUGCUUCAACUGAUUCGUCACAUUACAAAGGACCCCAAUGAUAACACCAAGUGUUACCUCCUUUCUGCUAACCAGACAGAAGAAGAUAUAUUAUUAAGACCAGAGCUUGAAGAUGUAGCAGUAAAUCACCAGGAUCAGUUUAAACUGUGGUACACUUUGGACAGACCACCUCAAGGCUGGAUGUAUAGCUCUGGUUUUGUUACUGCGGACAUGAUAAAGGAACAUCUCCCUUCCCCUAGCAGCGAGACUCUGAUUCUGAUGUGUGGACCUCCACCUAUGGUUCAAUUUGCUUGUCAGCCUAAUCUUGAAAAACUAGGGUACACGAAAGAGAACACUUUUGCUUAUUAAACCUGAAGUUGUACCAUCCAUUUUAGUAAAUGCUGUAGAUGGAUAUAAAUUUUGUGAAUGGCCUUUUGGGUUAAAGGGGGGGAACCAUGGGUCAUGCUAGCUGGUGCUGAUGGGAAUUACAGUCCAACAACAAAGAGGGCUGUAAGUUUCCCAACCCUGUGUUAAACUGCAAAAUGUUAAUACCAGUAUCAUACUUUAGAUAAUGGUUCCAUAGUUCUACAUACUUCUGUUGUGUGCUUUCUUCACUCUAAAGGAGCACAGUAACAUAGUAUUAGGCCUCUCUUUCUGGAAACAAGCUACUCUUUGUACACACUGUCAAGUAGUAAUGGUGGCAGGUUAUGUCACCACCACUAUCUCCCUGUGGUGUGUUACUUAAUAAAGUAUUGCACUAGUAUAACUUAA
Molecule: messenger RNA, 1468 nt
Organism: Rhineura floridana
Lineage: Eukaryota; Metazoa; Chordata; Lepidosauria; Squamata; Rhineuridae
Product: NADH-cytochrome b5 reductase 2
Exons: 9
Coding region: 152-1066 (304 amino acids)
Cellular component (GO): mitochondrion
Molecular function (GO): oxidoreductase activity; FAD binding
Source: RefSeq, a predicted model, not a curated record